AUGCUCGGCUCGACCUUUUGUUCACUGGCAGUUGCCGCCAUCGUCUUUCUCUGCGGCACAUCAGCUCAUCCUGGUGAGAAAUUGGAUGUCAGGGAGGCUCUGACGGAAGCAAGAGUUCGACACACGUUGGCCGACCUACAGUACAGGGAACUCAGCAAGUGCAAUGACGAUGCUGAAGCCCAGUCUCGUGCCGACCGCGCCAUGAAGCGCCGCCUGGAAACAUUCCAGAGACUGCGCAAGGAACGGGGCAUCAGCUCGGACAGCCAUCUGUACAUCCACCGUCGAGACAACGUCGCCUUUGCCAAGUGGGCAGCCACCUCGCACGACAAGACGGGCAUUCUCAACUUCACAACCGACACUCCCCACGCCGAAAUUUUUGGGGCUAACAGUACUUGUAUCCUCACCCCUGACAACAUUAUUGGCCCCUACUUUGUCCACGGCGAGCAGAUUCGCAGUAACAUUGUCGAGGGACAGGCUGGGAUUCCACUGCAUCUCGAGUUGUCGUUUGUCAAUAUCAAUACCUGCAAGUCGACGCCGAAUUUGCUCAUUGAUAUCUGGCAGUGCAAUGCCAUGGGUGUUUACAGUGGUGUGUCGGCAGCUGGCCAGGCUGGUCUGAAGACGACCUAUCUGCGUGGAGUCCAACAAACCGACACAGACGGCGUGGUCGAGUUCGACACCAUCUUCCCGGGCCACUACCAGGGGCGAGCAACGCACAUCCACGUUUCCGUCCACAGCGGCGCCAGGGUCCUGCCAAACAACACAUACACCGGAGGCACCAUCCACCACAUCUCGCAAAUGUUUUUCGACCAAGCCCUCAUCAACGCCGUGGAGCGGACGGCGCCCUACAGCAGCAACCGCGUCCCCCGGACCAGCAACGCGGCCGACGGGUACACGGGCUAUUCGGCGACGUCGGCCUACGAUCCCUUCCCCGAGUAUGUCCUCCUGGACGCCAACGACAUCACCAAAGGCAUCUUCAUGUGGCUCGAGGUCGGGUUCAACCAGAAUGUCAACUACGAGGCCUACAAGACCAUCGCCGCGUAUCUGGGGCCCAAUGGCGGCACCAACAACCCGGCGUAUGACUGGUUGAAGGGCAUCACCCCGCCGCCUACUCACGGGUAG
Molecule: messenger RNA, 1119 nt
Organism: Canariomyces notabilis
Lineage: Eukaryota; Fungi; Ascomycota; Sordariomycetes; Sordariales; Chaetomiaceae
Product: aromatic compound dioxygenase
Exons: 2
Coding region: 1-1119 (372 amino acids)
Molecular function (GO): oxidoreductase activity, acting on single donors with incorporation of molecular oxygen, incorporation of two atoms of oxygen; ferric iron binding
Source: RefSeq, a predicted model, not a curated record